Messenger RNA from Charadrius vociferus (killdeer), 1568 nucleotides. It is a transcript of the gene NOC4L, whose product is annotated as nucleolar complex associated 4 homolog (S. cerevisiae). Bases 28 to 1305 code for a protein of 425 amino acids. Gene Ontology annotation, biological process: ribosome biogenesis. Gene Ontology annotation, cellular component: Noc4p-Nop14p complex; nucleolus; small-subunit processome. The transcript is spliced from 13 exons. The record is from RefSeq and is a predicted model, not a curated record. Lineage: Eukaryota; Metazoa; Chordata; Aves; Charadriiformes; Charadriidae.
AGCGCUGAGGAUAAAUACAAGAUAUGGAUGCGGCACCGCUACAACGACUGCGUGGGUUGCUUGGCGGAGCUGAUGGGCCACGACGCCUUCCAGGUGAAGGAAUUGUCACUCUGCACCCUCAUGAAGUUUGUUGAGUUGGAGGCACAAUAUCCGUUGAUCAAAGUAGAGUGGAAAGGGACUUUAACUUUUCCUCGUGAACUUCUUAAGGUAGUUGUUGAUGGCUUGCUUCCCUUAAAUGAGGACGCUUCGCUCCUGAUCUCCCGCUUUCAAGAAUAUAUGGAGUACGAUGACAUUCGGUACUUUGUCAUAAAGGCGGUCACUGAGAGUAUUGGACAAGUCAUGCAGAAGACAAAAGAGAGGCCGCUGCCAUUUUACCAACAGAACGUAUUUUCCCUCAUUUCACCCAUUAACAUGCCGAACAAAGAGUGUGACAUGGUCAAAUUUAUGGUGAAGCAAGAUAACUGGGAGGAAUUGAAAGUGUCGAAGCUGCAGGCACACAAGCAGGCGUUUGAAAAAAUGUGGCUCAGUUUUUUGAAGCAUAAGCUGCCCACUGGCCUGUACAAAAAAGUUCUUGUGAUUCUGCAUGACUCCAUCCUGCCUUACAUGAACGAACCCACCCUCAUGAUAGACUUCUUGACAGUGGCCUAUGGCAUAGGUGGAGCCAUCAGUCUUCUAGCCUUAAAUGGAUUAUUUAUUCUGAUUCAUCAGCAUAAUCUGGAAUAUCCUGACUUUUACAAAAAGCUGUACAGUCUUUUGGACCCUUCUAUAUAUCAUGUGAAGUACCGAGCCCGCUUUUUCCAUUUGGCUGAUCUAUUUUUGUCGUCAUCCCACUUGCCAGCAUACCUGGUGGCAGCAUUUAUAAAGCGCCUCUCCCGGCUGGCCCUCACCGCUCCUCCUGAGGCUCUACUCAUGGUCAUUCCCUUCAUCUGUAAUCUCUUUCGGAGGCACCCCGCCUGCAAAGUGCUGGUACACCGACCUAAUGGGCCAGAAGAUAUGUCAGAAGAUCCGUAUAUUAUGGAGGAGGAGUCACCAUCUGAAAGCAGGGCUUUGGAGAGCUCUCUCUGGGAGAUUCGGUCUCUACAAAACCAUUAUCACCCAGAUGUGGCCAAGGCAGCUGCUGUCCUGAACCAGUCGCUGUCUGAAAUAGAGGAUGACAUAUCGGGGCUCCUGGAGCUCUCAGCUUAUGAGCUUUUUGAUAAAGAAGUAAAGAAAAAGGCUGCUGAUGUGCCCCUGGAGUUUGAGCAAAUACGAGGUUUGUUUGGAAAGAAAAAUGAUAUUUUUGCAGAGCACUUCAGUUUAGAUUGACGCGAUGCCUUAGAAACACAUCUGCACAACUGGCUGAUCUUGGGGACACGCACAGAGCUCACGUGUCGUGCUGGGCAGUUCUGCCUUUGAAGUGUCUUCAUGUGAUGAGAGCUGGACUGCUUGAGAAAGGUGUGGCCUUCUUCAGUGACCUUUGCUACUACCCAUGGAUAGACUUGCCUUUGUUUCUCCUGCUUGCAUACUGCCGCCUGAUAUCUGGGAGGGAUUUUCCCUCAGAGCAGAGUUUUCUGGACCUGUUCGUUGCU